Messenger RNA from Tilletiopsis washingtonensis, 2427 nucleotides. RefSeq lists its product as hypothetical. The record is from RefSeq and is a predicted model, not a curated record. NCBI's taxonomy places the organism in Eukaryota, Fungi, Basidiomycota, Exobasidiomycetes, Entylomatales. The transcript is spliced from 8 exons. Bases 12 to 2174 code for a protein of 720 amino acids.
CGGCGGGCAGCAUGGCCGCCGGCGGCCUGGCGCAGCUGCCGCGCCUGGCGCACGCCUGUGCCGCGCUGCUGCUGCGCCGCUGGAAGAGCGUCCUCUUCAUCGCCCUCUUUGGCACGCUUGCCGCGUUUGGCAUGUUCGGCGCCAUGUGGACCGAGUGGCGCGAGAUGACCUACUACCGCGUCGACCCAUACCCGACGCUCGUGCCCUCUCGGCCACCCGGCUCGCCCGCCAACGCCGCGGCCGCGCCGCUGGGGCAGCCGACGACGCGGCCGAUCAAGCCCGUGCCCAAGUUCGGCGCCUGUCCGGGCCCCAAGAGCGGCGUGCCGAUCCCCCUCUCGCCGCUGCAGUGGUACGCGUCGCCCGAGUCGCACCCCAUUCCGCUCGUCGGCUCGUACGCGGCCGUGGGCAUGGAUCCGACGCGCUGCCUCACCUACCGCGACCGCUACUCGAUGUACACCGACGAGGCCCUCGGCAUCACCUACCGCACCGACGUGGAUGAUGAGAUUGAGGAGGCAAAGGCAAAGAAGAAGCAGAUGUACGACGACGAUCCGGACAAUCUCAAGCCGACGGCCUCGAGCAGCGCCGCGCCAAACGUCAUCACCGGCGGCCAGCCGGCGUUCAUGGGCAAGCCGGGCAGCAAGGAUCCGAACUCGCGCAAGCAUGCGCAGGAGGCCGCCAGCCGCAGCGCCAACGCCGCGGCAAAGGCCGCGGCGUCCAUCAGCGCCGGCGGCAAGAGCAACAAGAACUACAAGCGGCCCCUCGUCGGCUUCAACGCCACGGACCCGCUCUUCGGCCCGCGCAAGCCGGCCAAGAUGCACGAGGGCGAGUGGGAGCGCUUCCUGCGGGACCGCGUCUGGAAGGCCAACCUGCGCUCGGAAGAGCUGGGCCCGAUCUCCUUUCCGGACUGGCGCGCGCUGAUGGAUGCCUGCUUUGAGAAGCGCGAGCGGGAACGAGGGCGCGCGGGCGGUGUGGAUGCGUUUGAUCCGGCGAGCCAGCCGCUGGCGGACACGAUUGCGCAGGAGAUGCUCGACGACGACGUGCCGCCCAAGUUCAAGACGAAUCCGGACACGAAGCGCACGGCACUGGUGAUGCGCAGCUAUGAAGGCUAUGUCUGGCGCGAAGACGACAUUCUCAACAUGCGCGCCCUGAUUGCCGAGCUGUCCCUCAACAACCCGCACACGCCGUACGACAUUCGCAUCCUCGUCGAGGUGCACGGCCGGCAUCUGUCGGUGUUUACGAGCGAGUGGGACCGCCUCAACGUGCUGCGCUCCAGUGUGCCGCGCGAGUUCUGGGGCAUGGUGGAGCUGUGGACCGAGGAUGAAAUGUGUGCCCUCUACCCGGGACUGCCGGGCAAGUUCCUGAACCACAUGAUCGCACAGAGCUCGUACCGCUCGUGCCUCAUGGCGCUGCAGAAGUUCUACCUCGACCACCAGGAGUACGACUUUGUGUACAACUGGGAGAUGGACGUGCGCUACAUUGGCAACUACCUCGACUACUUUGAGGGCGUCGAGGAGUACGCGCGCAACGAGCCGCUCAACGUCGGCAUGGACAAGUACGACAGCUGGUUCGUGCGCAACGUGACGGUGUCGGAGGAGAACUGGGGCAACAACGAGACGCUGCAGGUGGGGCGCGGCGAGGAGGCCGACCUCAUCACGCUCGGCCCCAUCUUCGAUCCGCGUGGCAGCGGCUGGUUCUGGGAGUACGAUGUGCAGAACUACCCCAACGGCGAGGGCACGCAUCGCCGCGCCUCGAUCGGCACCAACAUGCGCAUGUCGCGCUCGCUGCUCGACGCCAUGAAUGUGGUGAAUGCCGAGGCGAAAAAGUCGCUGCACUGCGAGGCGUGGCCCACGACGCUCGUGCUGCACUCGCAGCUGCCCAGCUCGCACGAGCACAGCUUCUACCCCGAGGCCGGCUUCACACACAACCUGCCGCUGCCCUUCAAGGGCGUCUUUGCGCCGCACCCCGUCUACUUCCGCCACUACUGGGACGCAGAGGUGCUGCAUGCCCGCAUCAACAGACCCGACUUCUACAAAAAGGCAAACGAAAAGGUCAUGCGCGACAGUGCCUUCUACUACGACGGAGCACAUGCAAAGGAGAUCUACGUCGGCUGGAAGGAGCGGGACGACGUGUGCCGGGCGCCCGUGCUGCUGCAUCCCAUCAAGCGCGUCGACUGAGCGUCAAGCGGCGAUGCGCGUGCCGCCAUCGCAGGACGCAUCCUGCGCUUCUCGCUUCCCUUCCCUGCUACGUGGUGAUGCCUUCACGAACCCCUCGCUGUGGCCUCUUCCUUUGUCCCCCCUUGCCCCUGCCCCCUCCCAUCCUACAGUUCCCCAUCUCGUCUCCCCCUACCCUCUCUUCACGUGUGCCCUCACCGUCGACACUGCCUCCAAGUCGCUGCCUCGUGCGACCAAAUGCAAACAUACAGCUCUC